UUACUUAUGUAUUUUGACGGGGAGGGAGGGCACAGAGAGAGAGAAUCCCAAACAGGCUCCACACCAUCAGCACAGAGCCUUGACACGGGGCUUGAUCUCACUAACUGUGAGCCAAAAUCAAGAGUCAGAUGCUCAACCAACUGAGCCACCCAGGCAAUGUUUCUUAAUGACAUUGACUUUUCUCUAGCUUACUUUAUUGUAAGAAUAAAGCAUAUGAUACAUAAAAACCCACAAAAUAUGUGUUAAUUGACAGUCUAUGUAAUUGCUAAGGCUUCCAGUCAGUAGUAGGCUAUUAUUAAUUAAGCUCUUGGGAGUCAAAAAUUAAUAUGUGGAUUCUCAACUACACAGGAAUCUGCACCCCUAACCCCCAUGUUGCUCAAGGGUCAGUUGUUUGAGGAUUAAAGAUAAAGUUGAAGAAAUCUCCCAGAAACUAGGAAGCAAAAAAACAAAAGUGAAGACACAGAAGUGAGAAAAAAGAUUACUUUAAGAAACCUAGUAUCUUAACAAGAGUUCUUCGAAGGCAGAACAUUGAAAACAGAAAGGGUAUUAAAACCAGAAAUUUUCCUAGAACUGAAAGAACAUGGGUCUUCAAAUUAUAAGCAUUCAGUUGAAUGCUCAGCACAAUGGAUGUAAAAAGACCAAGAUCAAGAUGUAUUAUCCUUCGGACGCCGGGUGACUCCGUUGGUUUCGCAUCCAAUUCUUGGUUUCAGCUUGGGUCGUGAUCUUGCGGUUCAUGAGUUCAGGUCCCAUAUCGGGUCCUCUGACAGUGCGAAGCCUGCUUCAGAUUCUCUCUCCCUCUCUCUCUCUGUUCCUACCCCCUUGUGUGCUCGCUCUCUCAAAAUAAAUAAACUUAAAAAAAAAAAAGAUACAUUAUCCUGGAAUUUUGGAACAACAGGGGCAAAGAAUGUCCUGAAAUUUACAGAGAGAAGAAACAAAUCAUUAUAUAAGGUAAAAAAAAAAAAAUCAGAAUGGCAUCAGACUUUUCAUUAACAACCCUAGAAGCUAGAAGAUAAUGGAGUGAUACCUUCAGAAUUGGAGGGAAAAUUGUUUUUUAAUGCAGAUAAAGGUAUUUUCUGACAUGUAAAAAAAUCUCAAAAUAUUUACUUCUUCAGGAAUUUUCUGGAGUUGGUGAUUCAACAAAAUAAAGGGAGUAAAUCAAAAAAGAAGAUAGGAUUGGGGCACCUGGGUGGCUCAGUUAGUCAGGUGUCCGACUUGAUUUCAGUUUGGGUCAUGAUCUCAUGGUCAUGAGAUUGAGCCCAGAGUCAGGCUUCUCGAUGAGCAUGGAGCCUGCUUGAGAUUCUCUCCCUCUCUCUGCCCCUCCCCCACUCAUGCUUGUGUGUGCAUGCGCGCGCGCUCUCUCUCUCUCUCUCUCUCUCUCUCUCUCUAAAAAUAAACAUUAAAAAAAAGAGUCUGUAAAGAACGCAACACAAAAUUGAGGAAAGGGUAUUUCUGGGGUUAUAGGAUGAAGGGAGCUGACAGCUGGGAAGCAAAUCUUAGCAACCAGUCCAUUUUAGAGCACAUUAGAAGGCUUGGAGAAAGGAGUCUGUAACAAAAAAUGACAAUAUACUGAAUCGAAGAGGACUGUAUUUGUAGCAGAAUGGGGGAUGAAUUAAAGAUGGUUAUGUAGAAAACUAAGCAAAUGAAAAAUCAAGGCAGUUAACUCCACAGGGGAAAAAUAAAGUUGUUUAAGAACAGAAAUUUAGUCAUAGAGCACUACUUGGCUCAACAUUUUUAUUAGGCCUAAUGAUGCACAAGAAAUACAUAUGUAAUUAUGUUAGAAUGCUAGGAAGAAGGGAAAUGUAUGUGUAUGGCAGGGGAGAGGAUGAGAGUUGGUGACAGACAGCUGAAUCCACAUCUUACAUUGUAAGACAAUAAGCAGUGCCUAAAACUGAAAAAUAUGGAAGAAGCAAACUUAAGUGUGUUACUUAACUAUGUGGAGAUACGUUUUGGAGACAGUCGUUCUUCACCAGUGGCCUUGAAAAGCUAGUUGAUCUUUUAAAAUCGUAAGCAUGUGUAAUUUGAUAAAAAUUAGCAAACAAAAGGGAUAAAAUAUUAACAGUUGGAAUCAUGAGUUGUUUUUUUGAUACAUUCUUAUCUUUCACAUUUUCUAACUUGAUAGUUUAUUCUUUCAUAGUCCAGAAAAAAAUUUUCCAUUAUUCACUAUGAGUCUUCAUUUUUCUUACCUAUUUUUCAUUUGUUAGGAAUUCCUAAUUUACAACAUCUUGUUUCAUAAGGUUUCUUUAAAAAGGCAUUUAUUUCCUAAAUACAAGAAAAUACCAUUGUUGUGUGUUGGGAAUAAAUACUUGAUCUCACAUGAAGUUUGUGGUCUAGAAUAAGGGUAGAGAAAUGUGUAAAUUAAUUAUAGUAUAGAUUUGUAUAUAUAGAACACACAAUGGAAAUAGAAGGUGAAAACAAGAAGAGACUGUAAGCAAGCAGGAUUAAUAAUAUUUGAUGUAGACUACAGUGAAAAACAAGGGUCAGUGCUGACUCCCAGCUUUCUGGCUGCAGUGACUGGGUAUAUAUAUAGGUGCUAGUCACUAAGAAUAGAAAUAGAUAAAAGAUAAAGUAGAUGUUUUAAUGAGCUUUAUUUGGGAUCUGUUGGUUUCAACUAUUGCAUUGUAGUUGCAUUAUAUUUAUUACAUACAAUACAUAGUUAUUGUAUUUGCAUUGAAAUACAAAUAUAUUCAUCGAUAUAUCCAGGAUAUUUGUGUUUGGAGCUCAAGAGAGAGGGCUAAGAAAGAGCAAACAAGAGAAUGAAAAUAAAUGAAUGGAUUACAAAUUGUCAAUCACAUUCGAACAGAGUGGGUGAGAUCUCCAAAUAGAUGGUGUAGACCAGAGCAUGGGACUGUGAAUCAAGGACAGAGCCCUAGGGAAACAAUCAUUGGCUUAGAUCUUUACAGAUCCCAUUUCAUGGGACUGAUGAACAUGGGAAUGAUGGGACAUUGCAGGUAGAAGAAUGAAGAGCCAUAAAAUUCAAGGUCGUAAGGGUGAACAUCUUUUCAGAAGCUUGACUAUGAAGGAAAAAAGAUUUGACCAGAGGAGGGGAAUAUAGGUUUAAACAAUUUCUUGUUUCAUCCGUGUUUCAUGUCUUUAUUGCCAUUUUUUUUUUUUAAGAUGAAAGAGACUGACUUCUAAGAAAGCCAAUCAAAAAGCGGUUUAAAAACAUGGAAGAAGAUAAGCAACAAACAAAAGAAAUGAAAUAACUAGCCAGGCACAUCCUGGUUUUGUGGAGCCCAAAGUUUACUAUAGUCAAACUGUUACUUCGUCAUGGUGGAAAUCCAUUUCAAGCUAAUAAGCACGGGGAGCGCCCAGUGGAUGUAGCAGAGACAGAGGAGUUGGAAUUGCUGCUAAAAAGAGAGGUGCCUUUGUCUGAUGAUGAUGAAAGUUAUACAGAAUAUUUAUUUUCCACAUGGUGAAUGUGCCUGAAUUAUUGCUUGAUCAAAGUCCCUCAAGGAAUGAUGCAAAAAUCGUCAAUUCUGAAGAGGCUCGGUCUGUAAAUCCUUCCAGUGUUGAUGAAAACAUUGACUCUGAGACAGAGAAAGACUCUCUCAUCUGUGAAAGUAAACAGAUAAUUCCCAGCAAAGCACCUCUUCCAUCUGCUCUUGAUGAAUAUGAGUUCAAAGAUGAUGAUGAUGAAGAAAUAAAUAAAAUGAUUGAUGACAGGCAUAUUCUUAGAAAAGAGCUACGGAAAGAGAAUGAAGGUGAAGUAGAAAAGAAUAGCUUAUUUGCAAAACAGGAGAAAGCUUUCUAUCCUAAAUCAUUUAAAAGUAAAAAACAAAAGCCAUCUAGAGUUUUGUAUUCAAGUUCUGAAAGUUCAGAUGAAGAAAUUCUUCAGAAUAAAAAGGUUUCUGCUCCAUCUUCUGUCCCUGAAACAUCAAAUUCUGAUACACAAACCAAAAAGGAAUAUGGAGUUUCAAAUGAACACAAACAGAAAGGCAAAGUUAAAAGAAAAUUAAAGAAUCAGAACAAAAAUAAAGAGAACCAAGAGCUGAAGCAAGAAAAAGAGGGAAAAGAAAAUACCAGAGUAACAAACUUGACAGUUAAUACUGCACUCGAUUGUUCAGAAAAGACCAGAGAAGAGGGGAAUUUUAGGAAAUCUUUUAGCCCAAAAGAUGAUACUUCGUUACAUUUAUUUCAUAUUUCCACUGGUAAAUCUCCUAAACAUUCUUGUGGACUAAGUGAAAAGCAGUCAACACCACUAAAACAAGAACAUACUAAAACAUGUUUAUCACCAGGAAGUUCUGAAAUGUCAUUACAGCCUGAUCUUAUCCGGUAUGAUAACACAGAAUCUGAAUUCUUGCCAGAAAGUUCAAGUGUAAAAUCUUGUAAGCAUAAGGAAAAAAAUAAACAUCAGAAAGAUUUCCACUUAGAAUUUGGUGAAAAGUCAAAUGCCAAAGUAAAAGAUGAAGAUCAUAGUCCAACAUUUGAAAAUUCAGACUGCACACUGAAAAAAAUGGAUAAAGAGGGUAAAACAUUAAAAAAGCAUAAAUUGAAACACAAAGAAAGGGAAAAAGAAAAGCAUAAAAAAGAAAUUGAAAGUGAAAAGGAAAAAUACAAAAAUAGAGAUAGUGCUAAAGAGCUGCAGCGGAGUGUAGAAUUUGAUAGAGAAUUUUGGAAAGAGAAUUUUUUUAAAAGUGAUGAAACUGAAGAUCUGUUUUUAAAUAUGGAACAUGAGUCCCUAACAUUGGAAAAAAAAUCAAAGUUGGAAAAAAGCAUAAAAGAUGAUAAAUCAACCAAGGAAAAGCAUGUUUCAAAAGAGAGGAAUUUUAAAGAAGAACGAGAGAAGAUUAAAAAGGAAAAUGAAAAAUCUUUUAGGGAGGAAAAAAUAAAAGACUUAAAGGAAGAAAGAGAGACUGUACCCAUAGAUAAAGAAACAGAAUUCAGUUCUUUAGGAACAAAUGCCAUUGAAGAAUCUAUAGGGUUACAUUCAAUGGAAAAGGAAAUAGAGAUUGAAAAACAAGAAAAGCAUGUAAAAGAAAGGGAAAAAUCAGAAAAGCGGUUUCAAACUAAAGAAAAGGAUGUUGAAAGAAAAAAUUCUGAAAAAGAGAAGAAGAUCAAGCAUGAGCAUAAGUCAGAGAAAGAUAAAUUAGAUCUUAGUGACUGUGUUGACAGAAUAAAAGAAAAAGAAAAGCUAUAUUCACAUCACAUAGAGAAAUGCCAUAAAGAAGGUGAAAAGAUAAAAAAUAUUACCACUAUUAAAAAAGCUGAUGAUAGAGAGAAAAGUAGAGAAAAGAUGGACAGAAAACAUGACAAAGAAAAACCUGAAAAAGAGAGGCAUCUAGCAGAAAGCAAAGAAAAGCACUUGACGGAAAAAAAAAACAAACAAUCAGACAACAGUGACUAUACUAAAUCAGAAAAAAGCAAAAAUAAAGAAAAAGACAGGGAGGUAGAUAAAAAGGAAAAAUCUAGAGAUAAAGAAAGUGUAAAUACAACUAAUUCCAAACACUUCCAGGAAGAGAAGAAGUCAAGUAUGGCAGACAGCAGUAAAGCACAACAUGAGAAAACUUUAUCCCUUAAAGAAAAAACAAAAGAUGAGCCUUUGAAAACCCCUGAUGGAAAAGAAAAAGAUAAAAAAGAUAAAGAUAUAGACAGAUACAAAGAACGAGACAAGCACAAAGAUAAAAUUCAACUAAAUAGUUUAUUCAAACUAAAAUCUGAAGCAGAUAAACCUAAACUUAAGUCAUCACCAGCAUCAAAAGAUACUCGACCUAAAGAAAAGAGGUUAGUGAAUGAUGAUUUAAUGCAGACAAGUUUUGAACGAAUGCUAAGCCUUAAAGACCUAGAAAUAGAGCAGUGGCACAAAAAACAUAAGGAAAAAAUUAAGCAGAAAGAAAAGGAGCGGUUGAGAAAUCGGAAUUGUUUAGAACUUAAAGUAAAAGAUAAAGAAAAAACAAAGCAUGUACUAGCUGAGUCUAAAAAUAAAGAACUUACUAGGUCAAAGAGUUCAGAGUUGACUGAUGCUUAUACCAAGGAGAAACAGUCUAAAGAUGCUGUAAGUAACAGAUCACAAUCUGUUGAUGCCAAAAAUAUGAAUUUAGGGAAGUCAUCUUUUGUUUCAGAUAAUAUCUUAAACAGAUCUCCUAGAUCAGAAAGUGAAAAACCAGGUCUCAGCUCUAGAUCUGUAUCCAUGAUUUCGGUUGCUAGCUCAGAAGAUUCCUGCCAUACUACAGUGACAACUCCCAGGCCUCCAAUUGAGUAUGACUCUGACUUUAUGUUGGAGGGUUCCGAUUCCCAAAUGUCCUUUUCCCAGUCACCUUUUUUGCCAAUUGCCAAAUCUCCUGCCCUUCAUGAAAGGGAAUUAGAUAGCUUGGCCGAACUGCCAGAGCGGAUUAAGCCACCAUUUACAAGCAGACUUCCGACAUCCCAUCUCCGAUCAUCUUCUGUAGAAGAUGUCAAACUAGUGAUAAAUGAGGGGAGACCAGCUGUAGAAGUUCGAAGGUGUAGCAUGCCAUCAGUCAUUUGUGAACAUACAAAACAAUUCCAAACAGUAUCAGAAGAAAACAGUCAAGGUGGCUUAGCUGUGCCAAGAGAUAUUUGUCCUUCUCCCAAACCUGAGGUGUCCUUAAAUGUGCCUGAAAGAGAACUUUCAAAUAUGUCUAACAUACAUUCCGGUUUUGCAGCGUCUCCAACUAGAUCUGUAAACAGCAAAUAUAUUUCAGCUGAUAUAAAUGUUAUCAAGAGUACUGUUCCAGUGGGCACUUUAAUGGACAGUCCUGUGCAUUUAGAGCCAUCUAAUCAGGUUGGUGUGAUCCAGAAUAAAUCCUGGGAGGUACCUGUUGAUAGUAGACUGGAAUCCUUAAGCACCAGUGACUUUAUCUGCCCAAAUUCUGGUACACCUGAUCAAGAUUCUUCUGUUCAAGGCUUUUGUAAUUCUGAAAACAAAAUAUUGAAAGAACAGAACACUGAUUUUUUAUCCCUGCACCAGACUGAACUGCCAGGAAACUCUUGUGCUCAGGAUCCAGUGUCCUUUCUGCCUUCACAACAACCUUGCUCUUUCCACAGCCAAUCACUUUCAGAUGCUGAAUCUAUUUCUAAACAUAUGUCUAUGUCAUAUGUUGCCAAUCAAGAGCCGAGUAUUUUGCAACAGAAAAACGCAGUUCAAAUUAUCAAUUCUGUUUUAGAUACUGACAAUGAAUCUACAAAAGAGGUGGAGAAUACUUUUGUCUUAACAGAUGUUCAAAAGACAGAUGCCUUUGUCCCAUUGUACUCUGAAAGCAGUGUUCAAGAAGCAGCACCAAAUUUUGAAAAGGCUAAUACUUUACCUGUAUUACCAUCAGAAAAAGACUUUAGUGGAAAUGAUGCCUCUUCCCAGCUAAAUACACAUUAUGCGUUUGGCAAAUUAAUGUAUAAGUCUUCCAGUGGCCAUGAGGUUGAGAGUAGCACUUCUGAUAUUCAGGUUAUUUCACAUGAGAAAGAAAACAAACUGGAGAGUUUGGUCUUAACUCAUUUGAAUGAUAAGUGUGAUUCUGAUUUAUGUGAAAUGAGUGCCGCGAUCCCAAAAGGGAACCUAAAUGAACAAGAUAAUCCAAAACAUUGUCCUGAAGGUGAAAAGUGUUUGCUUUCCAUUGAAGAUGAAGAAUCACAACAAAGCACUUUAUCAAGUCUGGAAAACCAUUUGCAACAGUCUGCUCAACCAGAGAUGCAUAAAUAUGGUCAAUUAGGUAAAGUAGAAUUAGAAGAAAAUGCUGAAGAUGAUAAGACCGAAAACCAAAUCCCUCAAAGGAUAACUAGAAACAAAGCAAAUACAGUGGCAAAUCAAAGCAAACAGAUUCUUGCUAGCUGUACACUACUAUCAGAAAAAGACAGUGACUCUUCAUCUCCUAGAGGAAGAAUAAGAUUAACUGAAGAAGAUGAUCCUCAAAUUCACCACCCACGGAAAAGGAAAGUAUCCCGUGUACCUCAGCCUGUGCAAGUGAGUCCCUCUUUACUACAAGCGAAAGAGAAAACUCAGCAGUCUCUGGCAGCCAUCGUAGAUUCUCUGAAACUAGAUGAGAUUCAGCCAUACAGUUCAGAGCGAGCAAAUCCAUAUUUCGAAUACUUGCAUAUAAGGAAAAAAAUUGAAGAAAAGCGCAAAUUGUUGUGUAGUGUUAUUCCUCAAGCACCUCAGUAUUAUGAUGAAUAUGUGACAUUUAAUGGAUCAUACCUCCUGGAUGGAAACCCCUUAAGCAAGAUUUGCAUUCCCACAAUUACACCACCACCUUCACUGUCAGAUCCACUUAAAGAGCUUUUUCGGCAACAGGAAGUUGUAAGGAUGAAACUACGUUUGCAACACAGUAUUGAAAGGGAAAAACUUAUUGUAUCCAAUGAACAGGAAGUUCUGCGAGUUCAUUACAGAGCUGCAAGAACAUUGGCAAAUCAAACACUGCCAUUUAGCGCGUGCACUGUUUUACUGGAUGCAGAAGUAUACAGUGUCCCACUGGACGCUCAGUCUGAUGACAGUAAAACUUCUGUGAGGGAUCGCUUUAACGCAAGACAGUUCAUGUCUUGGUUGCAAGAUGUGGAUGAUAAAUUUGACAAAUUAAAGACCUGUCUUUUAAUGAGGCAACAACAUGAAGCUGCAGCUUUAAAUGCCGUCCAGAGAUUAGAAUGGCAGCUCAAACUCCAGGAACUUGAUCCUGCCACCUAUAAAUCUCUCAGCAUUUAUGAGAUCCAGGAGUUUUAUGUUCCCCUCGUUGAUGUUAAUGAUGAUUUUGAAUUGACUCCUAUAUAGCAACCGUCACUUCCGGGGGUAUCGUCUUAAACUGAUGCGGCUCAAGAGUCUUAAACUGUGGAACACUGCCUUUGAGAAAAAUACUGAUAUUCUGCCUUUACGGUUGUUGAGUAAAGUUUGACUGAAGUUGGUUAUGUAGUAAACACUGUCAUUUUGUAAACAACGAAAAGAGAAUUAUUGUGGAUCCAAGAUCCACACAGUUUCUAACUGAAAUCUAUUAUUUAUAUUGGUGAGAGGUAACUAUUGCCUUAGAGCAUGUUGGCCGACUGAGGGAGAUACUUUAAAAGUUGAGAAUCUGCUGACAGCACCGAAAGUUGUUAGCACUCCUAAGUAACAAGGUAACCACUAGUCUUCAAAUCUCUUUCAAGUUUUAUUAAAAUCUGUCCGUAAACUAAAAGGUUCGGUUCCUACCAAAUGGUUUCUAAUGUGGAAGAAAAACGUGGCACAAAAUUUCUUCGGUUUAUUAUAGCUGUAAAUUAACUGUACAGUUUUCUUUUCAAAAGUUUUAAUAUUGUCUUCCUUUUUAAUAACUUAUUUUAUACAUAUUGUGCAGAUGUAAAUCUUGUAAUUAAUGGUCAGAAUGUAUACAAAGGGAUUGGUAGUCAAAACAUGUACAAAGAAAUAAUUGUAAAACUGUAUUGUCUGAUGUUUUAUUGGACCAAAGUUGUAGUUUGUAUGGAGUGUAGUGGUAGUGUGUUCACGUAGCAAAACUCUUAAAUAAGGCAUGCAUGUGUUUGAGUUAGCUUGUUUUCAUCACCAUAACUGUAAAGGUUGUGACUUAGUUGUAUUGCAUGCUUCCUAUAAUUUAACUCUCUCCAUAAGCGAUGCCUAAAGUAGUAUAGGGUGUUUUCAUGCCAGUCUCCUGGGAUAGUACCUAUGACUCACUAUGUUGGACAUAUUAUUUAGAAUUAGUCAUACAAAGAAACAGCUCUUUUUUCAUCUCACGGUAGAACCUGUUCCCCUCUCCCAAAAUGCCUUUGAAUGAAAAUUCUGAAAUUGUAAAUGUCUAUUUUAAUACUCAAGUAUGAAAGAAUCUGUGAAUAUAUGUAAAUAUGUUUAAUAAAUUUUAUUGGUCAUGUUAAAUCAUUGUAAAACUUUUUUACAUUGCUUAAAUAUAAUGUUUUAAGCUUAAUAACCUUUGCACUUUUAAAAUAAAAACAGUACUCAAAUCAAAAAAAAGAGCUACUUGGUAGUCCAAAUAAAUACAAGAAACAGGCAUAUUCCAAUCAAUCUCUGCAGUGUUUAUGAAAAAUUGAUUAAUAUGUUGUAUUUUUUCCUUGUAUCAAGAUGCAAAACGUAAUUUUCAGAAUUUUAUAAUUAAAAUAAGAUUUGGUAUGCUGUUUUUAAUAAAAUAAUUAGCAAUAUACUUAGAAAAAAGUCCAGUUUCUCCUAUACAGUGAGGUAGAUUAAAUAUUCAGGAAUAUUUCAGAUCUGAAAUCUAAACUACUUAAACAUUUUUGAAAGGAAAAUUAGGUUAUAUGUAAAAGUGAACAUAAGUAUAUGGGAUAAAAUCUACAGAACUUCCCACAGUACUUUCUUGAAUUAUAAACUAAUACUGGAUGUUUUUUAUUCUGAUAAAGUAAAAAGCAUAUAUAUGAGGAAUAAAGUGACUUAAACUCAGCAUGCAAGUUGGAAAUCCCAGCUAAUGGGAGAGAAUGUAAAAAUUGAAGUUUUUGAGUGCAAAGGUAUAUAUUAAGCUUAGGGGUUUUUGAAUUUUUACGUCAAUUUAUAUUUUAAUUCAUACUGUACUUGGCAUGCGCAAUAAAGCAGCACGUGUAAAAAGUACACAGUGCAAGGACUUUAUUAUAAAGGUUGGAUGUAGUGUUCUUUAGAAAUUUAGAUGAAAGAUUUGGGCCUUUUUUUUAUUGGACAAAUGGGGCCAAGAAAGGCAGGGUAGAUUUUGAAGCACUGGUUUUGUUGAAGUUAAGUUUAUUAAGGCUGGGAACAUGAAAAGCUAAUUUAUAAAAGCAAUACUUUUUAAUAUGAAAAAAUUAAUGCAAAUUUUGUUUAUACUUUUGCCGAAAAAUAAAAAACCAGAUUAUUGAGCAUUGAAGUCAUAGAAAAUAUGAGAGGGAUAAAUGUAUACAGCAUUUUGUUCUGACGGUCCAACUGGAAAAGGGGGAGAAAAAUCACUGCUUGGCCAAACAGAACAAGCUGCAGAAGAGAAAAAGCAAGAAAGCAGGAAUCUGGCAUAUUUUAGUUGUCCCAGCUUUUUAAGUACUAACUCCAGUUCUCGCCCUCUUCAGUGGUGCCUCAAGUUGCUGGAGCCUCUCUGCCAUGAUUCUGCUUCUGCAGAUUUCCUUUGUAAAGUGACUCAAAGCUAAUCAGAUGGCUUAAAAGCGAAUGUCUUCUUGGUGGGAAUCUAUACUUAAGUAGUUAAGAGCUUUGAUAUUAAAGAUUUUCUGAAGCUCUGAAAUGCUAGGAAAAAACUUGGAAUGGGGUAUAUAUACCUAAAAAGAUUUAGGAUUCUGAAAGAGAAAUAAAGGAUGGUUAGUUUAAUCAGUGAUUUUUUUUUUUUAACUAUUCAAAUAUCAUGAACAAGAUACUAAAUUGUACCUAAGGAUUUGUAUUUCUUUAAAUCUUGUUCUAAAUCAUAUCUGUUUAAUAAAUGACUAGUUGAUAUUUGUGCAUGUUAUUUAAUAAAGAGUUAUAUUUUUAUAGAAAAAAUAAGAGUGAAAUGUGUGCUAAAUGUUUUUUUACUUUCCACUUCCAUGUGACUCGAAGCCAAACAGCAGUGGUGACCUGGGCAGUAGCAAAAUUGCAGAAAUACUCAUCUUGGGGAAACAGCCUUGGAAGAAUAGUUCGUGCCUAUUCAGUAGUAAUGUCUCAAAAAUGAAUUUUAAAUGUUAGAUAUGCUGCAAACUUCAUAACCACAAAAAUUUCAAGCAAAGCCCCAGGAGGCUCAUUUUAAUUGAUUUAAGAAGUAUCCAUUUAUUCUAGAAAUUGAGUGCAGUGCUAAAUUUGUAUUCUUAGUUAUCCACAAAGUUAGCAAUAUUUUUUAUUCUAUCUCUGACACAAAACUCCAAAGUUUUUUAUAUAGAGGAAAUUGACUUCAAAACUCAUGAGGCAGUCUUAUCUUUUAGUAUUUUUAAAGAGAAUAUUUUCAUGAUUUUUUUUAAAGUCCUCAAAUAUUUAAAGCAAAUAGAUUUUAAAAGUGAUAGUCAUCUUUGGAAAUGCUUGUAUGAAGUUUCACUGAUUAAAUAUCUUGUAACUCAUUUCCAUGGUUGCUCCUUGACACUAUAGUCUCCAUUGUACCUGGAAUGGAGUUGCAACACCUCCACAGUAGUACUUACCCAAAAUAUUUAGAGUCAGUAAAACCAAAGUUCAUAGGACAAACUGAGGCAAAUACAGUUUAAAUAAUUCCCUUAAAAUAGCGAGGAAAAAAAAGUACCUAGAAUUGUAAGUAUUAGCAUAAAAACUGAAAAGUACAUCUAGAGAGACUGACUUUUUCCAGUGAUUAAAUGUUAAAUGCUACACGGUAUCUGCAUAUAAUGUAAAUUUUUUAUACACGUGCAUAUCUCCAGAAGAGAAAAUAACAUACAAGAUUAUUUACCUAAAGGUAAACACAGUCUUCGUUGCAAGAGGACUCAGUUUUAUUAGAUGGAUUAGUUGCACAGAAUGUAAGAUUAUUUAUGAAACACAUUUAACUCUAUUGAUGACUUUUUCAAUGCCUUUAGAAAAAAACUAUAUGCCAUAUCAAAAUCUCUGAGUAGACCUAGAAAAAAGGCUUUUAGGUGGCUACCUUUUCCUCCACUUGUGAAGAAAAUUCUCUUGUUAAUACACAGUUAGGCAUGUAUAGCAUAUGUUUACAGAUUAAAGAGCAUCCCUGUGUGCGCCCAUCACUUAGUUUAAGAGAUCAUUAUCAGUACGUUUCUUCUCAGUUUUUGUUUUUAAACUGACCUAAAUCCAGGUUACAAAACAAAACUAAAACCCAGAUCUUAAACAGGCAGUGUGUUGGGAUAAGUCCUGACAAAUGUAUACAUAUAUUAACUUUACCCAAAUUGCGAUUAUUUCCAGCUUCUUAACCAUCACCGCAGAAAGUUCCCCUGUGCCCCUUUUCAGUCAGUGGCUCCCUACCCCAGAAGCAAUCACUGUACUUCCCAUCACCAUAUAUUACUUAUACCUGCUCUUGAACUUUUUAUAAAUGGAAUCAAACAGUGUAUAGUACUUUCUUGUGUCUGCCUUCUUUCAACAUAAGGUUUUGAAAUUCAUCCAUGUUGGAUAUGCCAGUAAUCUGUUCCAUUUUCUUAAUGAGUAGUAGUAUAUUGUACAAACUUGUUUAUUCAUUCUCUUGUUGGUAGACAUUUGGAUUGUUUCCAAUAUGGGGACUGUUGUGAAUAAAACUGUGAACAUGCAAAUCUCUUUGUAGACAUAUUCUUUCAUUCUUGGCUACAUACCUUGGAUUACUGGGUCAUAGAGAAUAGUUGUAUGUUUAAUUUUAUUAGAAACAGUUCUCAAAAGUGGUUGUACUACUUUAUACCCCUACCUAUGAGAGACCCAGUUGUUCUGAAUCUUCAUCAAUAUUUGGCUGUCAGUCUUCAGUUUUAGCAAUUUCAGUGGAUGUGUAGUGGUACCUUGUGUCUUUAAUUUGCAUUUCAAUGAUGACCCAUUGGUCAUCAUUACUUUUCACAUGCCUUUUGACCUAUACAUAUUUUGUGAAAUGUCCUCAAGUGUUUUGCUCAUUUUUUAUUGGGUUGUCUUUAUUACUAAUUUAUAGGAAUUCUUUAUAUAUUCUGCAUAUUAAGUCUUUUGGUCAGAUACAUUUGUCCUGUGGGGCACCUGGGUGGCUCAGUCCGUUGAUUGACUCAAUUUCAUCUCAGGUCAUGAUCCCAGGGUCAUGGGAUUGAGCUCCCCAUUGGGCUCUGUGCUGAGCAUGGAGCCUGCUUGGGAUUCUUUCCCUUUCUUUCCAUCCCUCCCCCCAUUUGUGUAUGUGCUUUCUGUCUCAAAACUUUUUUAAAAAAUAAUAAAAUCUUAAAAUCAGACUGAUUCCAGGUAACUCAAUUGCAUGACUGAACCCAAUCUAUCACUAAAGGAAUACAACAAAAUCCAGUAGCCAACAAUGGAAAAAUUACAAUGUCUAGCAUCCAACAAAAAAUGAUCAGUCAUGUAAAGAAGCAGAAAAUUAUGACCCUUCACUAGAAAAAAAAAAAAAAAAUAGAAACUGAACUAGAAAUAAAAGCAAUGAUGGAACUAGUAGACAAGUUUGUUAAUAAAACUAUUAUAGUCUAUGUACAGAAAAGUAGAGGAAAACAUAACCAUAAUAAGGAAAGAAUGGGAGAUAAAGUUUUAAAACCCCAAAUCAAGAUUCUCGAGAAAUGAAAAAUAUACUAGGUGCAAUAAACUGAUGAGACACUGCAGAAGUAAAGACUAGUAAAUUUUAGAACAUAGCAGUAAGAAAUGACCUCAAAUGAAAGAUGGAAGAAAUGAACAGAGCCUCUGUAAGCUGGGAGACCAUAUCAAGUGACCUAACAACAUGUAAUUGGAGACCCAGAGGGAGAGGAGAGGGAGGGGUAACAGAGAAAGAAUUUUAAGAAAUAAUGGCUGGAACAAAAACCUAUCAACCUAGAAUUUGUAUUUGCCAAAAAUAUCUUUGAAGAACAAGAGCAAAAUAAUUCUUUUACCAAAGCUGACAGAAAUUUUGAUACACACAGAGGAAGUAAAAUAUCCAAAAUGGUAAAAAUGUAUUGUGGGGAUUACAGCCUCUAUAAAAGUAAAAUGCAUGACAAUGGUACAAAAUUGGUAGAGGGAAUGAAGGUAUGCUGUUGUAAGUCCUCAUAAAAUGCAUGAAAUGGUGUGAUGUUAGUUGAAGGUAGAUUGUGAUACAUUUUAAGAAGUACACUCUAGGGGCACCUGGGUGGCUCAGUCAGUUAAGUGUCUGACUUCGGCUCAGUUCAUGAUCUCAUAGUUCUUGGGUUCAAGCCCUGCGUCAGGCUCUGCACUGACAGUGCAGAGCUUGCUUGGGAUUCUCUCUCACUCCUCUCUCUCUCUCCUCCUUCCUGACUUGUGCUUUCUCUCUCAAAAUAAAUUAAAAAAAAAAAAUGAAA
Molecule: messenger RNA, 14754 nt
Organism: Panthera uncia (snow leopard)
Lineage: Eukaryota; Metazoa; Chordata; Mammalia; Carnivora; Felidae
Gene: ANKRD12
Product: ankyrin repeat domain 12
Exons: 8
Coding region: 3410-8710 (1766 amino acids)
Cellular component (GO): nucleoplasm
Molecular function (GO): protein binding
Source: RefSeq, a predicted model, not a curated record